Molecule: messenger RNA, 1093 nt
Organism: Gadus morhua (Atlantic cod)
Lineage: Eukaryota; Metazoa; Chordata; Actinopteri; Gadiformes; Gadidae
Product: myb/SANT-like DNA-binding domain-containing protein 4
Exons: 3
Coding region: 324-1043 (239 amino acids)
Cellular component (GO): nucleus
Source: RefSeq, a predicted model, not a curated record
AUUCACUAAAGUGUUCUUAAGAUAAAACUUAAGAAGAUUCUUAAGAAAACAUAUAAGAAGUUCCUAAGAAUCUUCUUAAACGCUAUUCACCAUUUUUUUCUUAAGAAUUGUCGAUUGUCUUACGAACUUCUUAGUUUUCUCACUUAAGAACUUCUUAGAUUGUUAACGUAGUAGAGGAAUGCAUGUAAUGUUCGUCCUCGUGCGCUCUUGUUGUUGCUGGAGCAGCGGUGGGGGCUGGCCCCGUUGCUAUGUUACGUGUACUUUGUUGAUGUUUAUGGUUUGGGUUUCACGGAGAAUAAACCGUUAAAUAAUAAACCGAAAAAAUGGAGGACAACAGUGCCAAGCGCAGCAAGAACUUUUCAAAACAGGAGUUGGAGGUGUUGGUGGAGGAGGUGGUUUCGAGGCAAAGAAUGUUAAUGGGGAAGUUGGAUAACGUUGUCACUGCAGAUAAUAAGAAGAGGGCGUGGGCGAAAGUUGCCCAAUCGGUGUCCGCAGUAGGGGAGACGGAGCGCGAUGCGAUUGCAAUAAAAAAAAAAUGGGCGGACGUAAAAUCCCUCGUAAAGAAAAAAGCUGCUGAGAGGACGAGGGAGACGAGGAAGACAGGAGGAGGGACGUCCUCUGUUAAACUCGACCCUUUGGAGGAGAAGAUUUUGGGGAUGAUAGGGGAAUCUCUGGUAGGAGGCGUUCAAGGAGGGGUGGACACUGGAGACCACAGCUGUAUGCAGCUGCUACAGCAGACACAAACGGAUGCUAUGGUGGACCUUGAUCUGAUGACUGAAGACAUUGUCCCCCCCCACAUUGAACUUGAAGUUCAACAAAAUAAUUCUGAAGAAGAUCUUAGUCUCUCACAACUAAUUUCAGAAUCCAUCCUCCAGCCCACACCAGUGAUGACACCCAGCAUGGAGGACAUGAUCUGUAUUCAAAGAGACCUUUUGGAGGAAGUGCGAGGACUUAGAAGGGUUCAAGAGCAACUUCUACUGGUGGAGAGAGAGAAACUGCUCUUGGCCAAAGCCAAAUUUGAGCUAAAAAAAAAGGAAUAUUAGGAAGAAUGUAUUAGUAUUAGAAAUAAUAUAUUAGAGUAGUAUAGAGUAUA